AUGACCCUCAAGCUCUACGCUAAUCUCGUCAGCCAGCCGUCGCGUACCGUGGCUUGGGUACUCAAGGUCAAGGGGGUAGCCCAUGAGCUCGUCUCUGUGGACCCAGGCAGUGAUUUUAUCAAGUCGGACGAGUUCACAGCUAUUAACCCGAACCGUCUCGUGCCGGUCAUCAAGGAUGACGACUUUGUGCUGACCGAAGGGAUGGCCAUCUUGCAGUAUCUGGGUGACAAGUAUGAAUGGACUGGCUCCACGGAUCUAUACCCGAAGGAUCUUAAAGUGCGCGCCAAAAUCAACGAGUUCUUGCACUGGCACCACACCAACACACGGCUUUUCACGAUAAAUAUUGUGCGUCCAGAGAUCGCCAAGAAGCUCAAGACCGUCACGCCUAAGGACUUGGCUGCAUUGGAGGAUAAGGACUCUCUCAUUGAGGAAAAGUUUGAUCUGCUCGAGACAUUCCUAGUUAACGAUUUUAUCGCUCACACCGACUUCCCCACCAUUGCCGAUUACACGGCGUAUUGCGAGAUUGACCAGCUUGAGUUCAUGGGUUACGACUUUUCCAAGUACCUAAAGGUGUCUGCGUGGAUUGCUCGUAUGAAGUCCCAGCCGUUCAAUGACGAGAUCCACGAGCCGCUCAAGGGGUUCAUCGAACAGUUCGGUCUCAUCGCGUGA
Messenger RNA from Peronospora farinosa, 669 nucleotides. The record is from the annotation of a GenBank genome assembly. NCBI's taxonomy places the organism in Eukaryota, Oomycota, Peronosporomycetes, Peronosporales, Peronosporaceae.